AUGAACGUCGUAGCCUUAUUUGGUACGAGGUUUGUUCAUAGAGUUCCAUGUAUGGUGGGAGUUUGGAGGAAAUUGUGUGACUAUAGCUCUGAUGGGGAUGCGAUGAUGGAUAAUGGGUUCCAGUUGAUUGAAGAGCCCCUGAAGAGGACGUGGGGGGAUUCAGGGCCCGAUUCUGGAAGUGAGUUAGAAACCCACAUCGAGAGUCGUUGGUCCCAGAGGCAGCGAGGUAGGUUCGAGGCUGAACGUGUGAUCGAAGUUCUAAGGCAAGAUGGUCCUGGAGUCGACACCAAAGCAGCGUUAACCGAGCUUCACAUAAAGGUGUCGUGGAUUCUUGUGAGAGAGGUCCUUGUGGGGAUUUUGAGGACCAUAAGUCCUGACAACAAAGCGAGGUGGGCGAAGUUGGGGUAUAAGUUCUUUGUAUGGUCUGGUCAGCAGGACAAUUACAGGCAUUCAGUGAAUUCCUACAAUUUGAUAUUGAAGAUUUUUGCAGACUGUGAUGAGUUCAUGGCCAUGUGGAGGGUGGUCGAGGAGAUGACCGAGAGUGGUUUCCCAACUACGGCACGAACUUUCAACAUAUUAAUUUGUACUUGUGCUGAGGCAGGUUUGGCUCGAAGGGUUGUAGAGAGGUUCAUUCAAUCAAAGACGUUUAAUUAUAGGCCGUUCAAGCACUCUUAUAAUGCAAUCAUCUACUCGCUUCUGGGAGUUCGUCACUACAGGUUGAUUGACUGGGUGCAUCAGAAAAUGUUGGGCCAGGGUCUUUUCCCGGAUGUUCUAACUUAUAAUGUCAUCAUGUGUGCAAAGUAUCGGUUGGGGGAGUUGGGCCAGGUCUGGAAGGUGGUGGAUGAGAUGGUGAGGAAUGGAUAUUCACCGGACUUCCAUACCUACAACAUAAUUCUUCAUGUUCUUGGUAAAGGUAACAAACCAUUAGCUGCACAUAAGUUAUUGAAUCACAUGAAGGAAGAGGGUAUCGGUCCUUGUGUACUCCACUACACCACGCUAAUAGAUGGACUGAGUAGGGCUGGGAAUUUACAAGCAUGUGAAGGGUUUUUGGACGAGAUGAAGAAGAAUGGAUGUCUGCCUGAUGUUGUUUGUUAUACUGUAAUAAUCACAGCAUAUGUAAUGGCUGGAGAGUUUGAAAAGGCUCAGGCCAUGUUUGAUGACAUGACCACCAACGGCCAGCUGCCAAAUGCAUUUACUUACAGUUCAAUGAUUCGUGGGUAUUGUAUGGCAGGGAAGUACAAGGUGGCGAUCUCUAUGCUUAAUGAGAUGGAAUCCAAAGGCUGUAGUCCGACUUUUCUUGUCUACAGAACUUUGGUUAGCAAUUUGAGGAGUGCUGGGAAGUUUCGUGAAGCCCGCAGCAUAAUUGAGCAGAUGGUUGAAAAGGGGCGAUAUGCCCAUCUAGUUCAAAAGAUAAGGGGGAACUGGCAAAGCUGA
Molecule: messenger RNA, 1434 nt
Organism: Linum tenue
Lineage: Eukaryota; Viridiplantae; Streptophyta; Magnoliopsida; Malpighiales; Linaceae
Source: the annotation of a GenBank genome assembly